UUCAAAAUGCCAAAAUGUGAGAAAAAAAUUGAAAUCAUCUGUUUAAAAGUAAAAAUAUGGGAUUGAAAAGCCAAAGUAAGGAGUUGAAAAGGUCAAAAUAUGACUUAAAAUUUAAAAUUGUGAAUCUGGAAGAUACAAAUGUGACAUAAAGUCUGAAUUAUAAGUUGAAAAGGUCAAAGUAUGAAAUGAAAAGUCAAAAUCAUAAGUUUGAGAUCUUUGCUCAAAAUUUAAAAUCCCACCCCCCCAUUCUUGACUUUUUAUGAAAUCUUUCUUACUUUUAUUUACUGAGUUGAUGUACCUUAAAAAUGGCUAGGUACCUGCUACUAAACAAAUACUGUUUUUUCAGCACUAUUUAACAUAGUCAGUGCAAAUGUUUUUAUUUUUAUUAACCUUUUGGGGUUUACAAUGUAAAUCAUAUAUCUUAAGUCCAACUUACAGCAAUUAUUUCCACUACUUUAAAAAAAUAACAUCAGUUUAAGCAAAUAUUUUGAGUUAAAUAAGAGACAUAAAAUGUUUGCAUGCAUGUCCCUCCAGGGCUUCUGUAAAGGGUUGCUUUCUUAACUAAACAGAUUUUGAGUGGUUAAAAUUUUGAGGGGAUUUGGGUUAAAUUUUCUCCAUAGGGAGGUGGUGUUCAGUGCUGAGGUUGGACCAGUUGAGAACCAAAGAUUUGAAACAUAAAACAAACUUUUGAUAAGAAAAAGUGUUGCACUUUGUUGUUAGAUUUAAAAAAAGUUGAACAAACCUUUUUCUGCCUGUCUUUCUCUAAGGCCCAUAGGAGCUGUCCGUCAAACCUGGACGCCAUGGUAACCAAAGUGUGAUCUGCUUCAAUGGCUGUCACAGACAGCCCAAGCCCGAAGGAUAGAAAGCGUGUGAGAUGACCCUGCACAGAGCAAAGAGUGUCUUUUCAUACACUUCCUCCAUGAGAGUCUUCCCUGGUUACAGUCAUAAUAUUGAUGAUACCUGUCCUGAGCCCACAUCCACCACCCUGCUGCAGGUCUGAUCACAAAGGUGUUUAACCAGCUGUGGAUCAAACUGAAGAAACAGAUCAAAAACCCUGUUAAAGAUGAGUAUACGUUGUUAAUUAUAUUAGGAUGUGAAAUAUUCCUGUACCGUGCCCAGUUUACAGAUCUCGUGCAGCUUCUUGGGUUUGACGUGUUUCCUGAAUAUGUGACCCAGCAGAGAGCUCUGACUUUGAUUCUCCUGAAACUCCUCAGAGCCGGUCGCUCUGCCUCUCUCCUCUCUGCACUCUCUGGGAAACGCAAGAGCAUGAGCUGUGGCACGAAACGCCAGGAGUGACAGAGGCUACACGCAGGGAUACCUGAUGAGAUAAAGUGUCAGGGGUUUUAUUUAGAUCACACAGAAGUCAGAAUGUGAUCAUUUUCUUAUGUUAGUAUAUUGCAUGUUUGAAGAACAAAGUUUGAUUGAAAGACCAAACCCUCUAGCUUUAAGCAUCUUUACACUACUAUCCCGGGUUAACAAGGCUUUACAUCUGUUCUGAGCAUUCGAUUAUUCGGACAAGCUAAAUGUCUACAAGAAGUGGUUGGAUAUUCGACAGCUCAGAUUAAAGACUGUCCCACAAACUGACAUGAUCUGCUGUAUCCCACAAGUAAAGAAAAGCUUAAGGACCUCAAAUGUAUAUAGAUGGUCUGAUAAUGACCCAGUAGUACCUCCUGUUGUCUCCAUUGUUAGCAUCCAGUAGCAGAUCUGCAACCUGUGGAUAUGUCAGGUCUUGUAGCACCAACUGCCGUGAGUCUGGUGUGCCGGAGAUCUUGAGUGAAGAACUCCUGAUGGAGAACAGUAAACCUGCAGUUUUUAAGGGAAUCACAACUGGAUGGAUUAUGAGUACCAAUAUCAAACUGUACACAAUGAACAAGAGGAUUCAGUGGCUCUAAAUCAGUAGUGCAGUUAACUGCUAGGGUUGUAUUGCAAUAGGGCUGAACGAUUUUGGAAAAACAAUCUAAUUGUGAUUUUUUCCCCCAAUAUUGCAAUUGUGUUUUGAUAUGCGAUUAUUCCUUAACUUUCUUAAAUUCCUAAACAGUGAACAAUUCCUUUAAAGUGUCUAACUCUGAUGAUUUUGACUUGUAUGGCAAAUCGGGUCUGAAUGAUUACAUUGAAAGGUUUUUGUCAUUCUUAUAUUAAAUGAAUAAGUAAAAAAAUCAAGAAGGCAGGAUGUUUUAGACUAUUCUGAAAAAAGCACCUGAAUGAUUGCAUAUGUCAUGCAUAACAUCUCUGCUGCAAAAAAGUUUAAAAACUGGUAUUGUGACACAAAUUUAGGUCAAAGAGAUAUUGCACCUUUUGUGAUUUGAAAAUUGCAGCAGGCCAUAUUGCGAUCCAAUCUAAUUUUCAAUUAAUUGCCCAGCCCUAUAUUGAAAAUAGUUCAAAAAUCGGUUAGCUAAACUAGGGAUAUAAUAGUUCAAGGUCAAAUAAACAUCUGAGAUACAGUAUGCAAAGAGAAAUGUCAUUCUAUUAUAUGAUUUUUAUUUUGGAGACAAGGAUAUAAUAACAAUAUAUUAGUAAUUAUUGAUAUUAUUUAUAUUAUUGUGAUGCCCAAUAGUAUGAAACAGGCUGUGAAAAAUACAUUUCUUUUACCAAAUUGUGUCUAAGAGGGAGAUGAAUCAUCUCAUGUUAAAUUUGACACCUAUUUUAUACUGAGUUUAAGACUGAAAUGCCUUCUAGUUUUAGUCACUUUAGUCAUAUCUUCCCUAUAUAUAUAGUGCAUUCAGAAUAGAGCUGGGCAAUUAAUGGAAAAUUAGAUUAAUUUUUUUUGGAAGCAGAGAUGUUAUGCACAACAUAUUACGCAACCAUUCAAGACCCAUUUUCUCAAAUAAUCUACAAAAAAAUCCUACUUUCUUCAUUUUUGUACAGUGUUCUGAUUAAAUAUGAGGACAUAAAAAUUCCCUUUAUUUGUGUAACAUUUACUACACAAAUGAUUAAAUAAAGAUAUGCGUUUCUUUGAUAAGAGUGGUUAUUAUUUAGGUCAAAUAUAAAAUAUGGUUUUCACAGCUUAACUAUACAAUGGACCAUGGUUUUGCUGACCUCCAUGGCCCCCCAGUUUGGCUGGGUCCUGGAGACCUCCCCAUUUAUCCCCCUUAUGGACAGCCUUGUCUGCACUAUUCUUGAAUAUGAAUGGCUGUUCUGCUACCUUCAGGUACAGUGGGGGUCCCCGGUCUCUAGCACCUUUAUUCUGGGGGUCACGAGCUGAAAAGGUUGAGAGCUCCUGUGAUAGACAAGAGUUAGAGGUUCACAAUUUUAUCGGCCUGAUAUCAGCAGGUAUUAGCUAAAAAAGGCAAUUAUCGGAAUUAGUAGAUCUACAAAUUUCUGCUGAUAUUUACAUCCGAUAUUUUUACCAUGAAUAUCAGUGUAGACUGUAAAAUUGAGCCAUAUGAUAAUAAAUUAGUGGAGUUUUAGGUUGGACUAACAGACCUGUGUAAGUUUAGAUCUUUUUCUUAAUUCAUCCUCAUUCUUUAAACUUUAAAUUGCCUUUUAAGAAAAAUAGAUUAUUCUUUCCUCUCAAACCUUAAAUUGUGUUCAAAGAACUGAAUUUUUAGUUAUGUAAAUCAUAUUUAAAUAUCAGUUUUGAUAUUUGUAUAGGCUAAAAUGAAUCUGUAAAUAUCGGCAUAUCAGUUUUUGGCAAUAAUCCAACAUUGUGCAUCCCUAACAAGACCUGAUGCAUUGAAGUAGUCAAAUUCUUACAUCAGCUGCAGCUCUGUACCCAUUUAGAUAAGAAUUAAUGCAUUUGUCGUUCGAAUAUAGGAAAGUUUGACAGCAUUGUGUUUCUCCUGCAGGAUGAUACAUCUUUACUGGUGUCAGUCAAUACAAACUAGACUCAAAGGGUAAAGAACUACAGAGGAGAUCGCUGCAUGAUUGUGACACACCGAGGACUUCUUUAGACACUUUGGACUUGUUUUAACUGGAGCCAUGUCGGACAUUGGAAUAAAUAUGCACAUAGAGGUGACAGUUUCAGACAGUCAUGGAAUGAGGAGAACUGAGAGAAAUAUCAGAUUUCCUGGGCAGAAAAACUCCGGGAGGUGCAAACAAAACAGCAAAACUGCUGGAAAAAAUACAAACAGGAGCAAGUUCAGCGUCACAAUGGAGCACCUGCAGAGCAUCCUUCAGUUCCUGCUUCCAGAACAAAGACAUUUGAUACUUCAGCUCCAGCUCCUGCAAGGGACAUGGCCAGUGCUCCAUCUCUUACCUGUAAGCCUCCAACGCCACAACAAAGCAAAGAUACAUCUGCUAUACAGAGCAAAGACACUGCUACAUUGUGCAAACCUGAGCCUUCUAUGUCAACACACAGCAAAGGCACACCUCCACCAAUCAGAGACGACAGCUGUUUACCCCAUAGCCUCAUGCAUCCAGCAUCGACAGCCAGCACCAUUGCCUACACUGACCAUGUAGACUACAGCGACCACCACAAAAAGUCAGAAGAACAUAAGAGCAAACAUUCAGAACCCCUCACCACAGUCUCGUCUAUGUAUAGCAGCCACAGAAAGCAUAAAAAAAAGACAUCAGCCACUCUGUGCCCCUCAAAGUACGUGGCUAUUGACUGUGAGAUGGUUGGCGCCGGCCCAGAGGGCAGUAUCAGCCUACUGGCUCGCUGCAGCGUGGUGAACUACGACGGAGACAUACUCUAUGAUGAAUUCAUCAAACCCACCAUGCCUGUCACAGACUAUCGCACAAGAUGGAGUGGCGUCAGGGAAAAAGACCUCAGACAUGCUACAAAUUUCUCUGAGGCCAAGAACAAGAUACUGAGGCUAAUAACGGGGAAGGUGCUGGUCGGCCACGCUCUCCACAAUGACUUCAAGGCUCUGAGUUACAUCCAUCCCGCUCACAUGACCAGAGACACGUCUCAAAUCCCGCUGCUCAACAAGAAGGCCGGCUUCUCUGACAGCCAGUGCGCCUCGCUGAAAAGACUCACCAAGGCCAUCUUCAACAAGGACAUCCAGACUGGCAGGAGGGGCCACUGUUCUGUGGAGGACGCCAGAGCCGCGAUGGAGCUGUACAAGGUGGUGGAGGUGGAGUGGGAGAAUGAGCUGAACAGCAAAUCCCAGGCCAGUUAGUGCCAACAUGGACAUAAAUGAAGCAUUAAUUGACUUCUGGUGCUGUUGGUUUGUGGUUUGGACCAGUUUGGACUCUCUGGUUACAAAAUCCAAAACAUUUUUUGUGUUGUUUCAUGUGAUUGAAGAUGUGACAGAAAACUGAAGCUGCUCCUUCAGUGUCCUGGAUAAACCUCAACAAGCUGCCUGAACUUUACAGGAAAAAACAUAUAACAGCUCUGCUCUGACCUUCGCUUUAAACAGUACAGUCUUCCUCAGGGUUAGCAGGGGUUCUAAAAGGUGCUGCUGCCACCAGGGGGCAGUCAUGUAUUCAUUCCAACAACAAAGUCACAUCAGGAGUCUGUUACUUUGAUUUGACACAUGAAGAAGAACUUAAAGGUUUAUUUUAGCUGUCACCAACAAUCAUUCUCAUGUCACCGUCCUUUAUUUUUUUAUCAUCUUUCUCUUCAAGUGUGAAAAUAUUCAAAGCCUCAAACUUUGCAAAAGGUUGCAAAGUUUUAUUCCUUCAUUUAAUUCUGAUUAGUAAAACAUUAGUGUGAUUUUGUUUCUCUUCUGUGGUACUCUGCAAGAAACUUUAAAGAUGUUUUAAAUCUAAAUGUUAUUCCUGCAUUUGACUGUAAAGGAGAGGGAUGAUUUUCAGACCAAGAGCCUUAAAGUUCAACUUAAAGACAGUAUUUUUAAACUUACAUUCACUGCUUUUCAAAAUGUGACUUUAUGUAAAUACAUGCACGUGAAAACCACUCUAGUGUUUGUGCCUAAAUGUAAAUGAUUAUUCAUGUAGCCAGUAACUGAAAUUUCAAUAUGGACUGCAAACCAAUAAAUUUUGCUUGGGUAAUAA
Molecule: messenger RNA, 5895 nt
Organism: Cheilinus undulatus (humphead wrasse)
Lineage: Eukaryota; Metazoa; Chordata; Actinopteri; Labriformes; Labridae
Product: interferon-stimulated 20 kDa exonuclease-like 2
Exons: 3
Coding region: 4173-5060 (295 amino acids)
Cellular component (GO): nucleus
Molecular function (GO): nucleic acid binding; exonuclease activity
Source: RefSeq, a predicted model, not a curated record